AGAGCAUUAACUCCUAAUUCAGAGAACUCCAGAAUUUCAUAUGGUUCUGCAGUCCUCUUUAGUUCUCAGUGCUCAUUUCAGAUAUUGCCCAUCACGAAUCAAUCAGGAUGCAUAAGCUGCUGCUUCUCGGCCUCUCUGCUUUGCUCUUCUGCACUAUUGCUCAUGGCAUUGUAUGCAACGUCUGUAGUGGUGGAAACGGCAAGCUUUGCUAUUCCAAAGUAGAGUUGUGCAAGACUGACACUGGGAAAUGUUACACGUAUGCAAGCUACCUUGACAAGGAGCUCUAUUACGUCAGUUACGAUUGCCUCCAUCAUGACUAUUUGAUAUGGUAUUGCAAUAAAACUGAAAAGGACGAAAGAUACACCCAUGUUGCGACUUGCUGUGAGACUGAUAAAUGCAAUGGAGAAAUACCCCGUCUGCCUUGGAGCUGAAAUUAAAUGAUUGAAAAGAUCCAGAGAGGGUUGUAAGCUGGCUCUUCUCAAAGAAAAGGACUGCAAACUCACUCUGCUCCCCUUUCUUCAACAUUUGAAUUUUUAAAAAAUUUAACAGAUUGGUCAGAUGUGUGGUGUAGAAAUGGAAUCAAUCAAUCAAUUGAUCGAUCAAUCAAUCAAUCAAAUUGAUGCAAAAACACAAUUUUGAGAUGAAAUUAAAACAAUGAAGGCUUUUGCAUUGGUAAUAAGAGCCACUGUUGAAUCAGGUUUUUCUUAAAUAAAAAUGGUUUUAAAAACAUCCUGGCUACAAAAUGGCAUAUUCCACUCCAUUCAGGAAUCAUGUUAUUUGGAUCUGAA
Pogona vitticeps (central bearded dragon) is the source of this 788-nucleotide messenger RNA. The record is from RefSeq and is a predicted model, not a curated record. NCBI's taxonomy places the organism in Eukaryota, Metazoa, Chordata, Lepidosauria, Squamata, Agamidae.